AUGGACAAUCGUUGUUAUUCUUGCACUUCGAAGUUCAGCCUCUUCAAAAAGGAGCUCGCAUGUAAAAACUGCGGCCGCUCCUUAUGCUCCAGCUGCCUGACUCUAAGUGCUGUGGUGCCUCGCUGUGGCAACACUGUACAAAAAGUGUGCAAGCAGUGCCACACUUCUCUGACAGGUGGUGGGAAUGUUCCAAACCAAAGCAGCAACAAAAGAUGGUCUCCUCCUGAAAAUUAUAAAAGGCGUGUCGCUGCAUUAGAAACAAGACAACAGGGUCAGGCAGCACAGGCUCAAGGGGGCAGCAUGAAUCCCAUUCUGACCCCACCCAUCCCUAAAGGCCUCUCUAAAGAAGACCAGGAGAUUGCUUUGAGGCUACAAAAAUUAAAGCAGGAUGCCCCCACACCAAAAUCUAUUCCUUCUGACAAAGAGCUUGACGCUCGCCUUGCUGUGUUGAAAGCUCCAAGCAAACCAGUGCCUUCUGCCAAAGAGAUGGAAGACCGCUUGGCAGCUCUACAGGGCUUGUCUCCCCCAUCACAAGCUCCUCCACCUGUGCACAAGCCUCCAGACAACAGGACACAGACAGAACAAGUCAAUAAUCUGAUUACUCAAAUGACAGAGGAAGUUGCCAUUGACAACACACAAACAGACCCUGAAAGCAGUGUAAAUUUGGACUCUAUGAAUGAUUUAAACAAAGUGGAAGCAGGAAUGUUGGAGGAUAAUCUUGAAGAAAAUAAUGAGAAUUCCAAGCAGUUAGAGGCAGAGAAGACCCGUGUACUGGAGGAGGCCAUGCAGGAGCUGAAGAAAGAGAACCACACCCAGGAUGAAAUACUGCAGAUGGCCAAAAGAUUAGCACAGUUGAAAGGACAGGACCCAGACAAAGUUACCAGGGAGGACUUUCAGUGCCCAGACAGUGAUGAGGAGACUGAAGAGGAAGCUGUACUAAGGGUUUUAAAGCAGAUUUCAGAAGAAGCUGCAUUAGAUGAGGCGAGUGGCUACAAUAUACCCCCAGAAAAGAGUGGGCCGAGGAACACAGAUGGGAAAGCUGCCCCUAAGGCAUCAGCUCAUAAAAGUAAAAAUAGAAUGGCAGCAAUUUCUUCUCCGCAAUCAGACAGUGAUGACGAAGAGCUCCCAUGGUGCUGCAUCUGUAACGAAGAUGCGUCUGUUCGCUGUCAUACUUGUGACGGAGACUUGUAUUGUCACCUCUGCUUCAGGGAAGGCCAUGAUAAAUAUGACAGGAUGGAGCACCGCACUUCCAACUACACUGCACCAAAGAAGAAGAGGAAGACGUGA
Molecule: messenger RNA, 1287 nt
Organism: Knipowitschia caucasica
Lineage: Eukaryota; Metazoa; Chordata; Actinopteri; Gobiiformes; Gobiidae
Source: the annotation of a GenBank genome assembly